ACAACAGUCAACAGUCAGCCAGCCAGCCAGCAUCUGUAAAGCCAUGUUAUUAUAAAGUUGGCAUUUAAAUAGUUAGUACGGUUUGGGUGUUCAUAGUGAUCGGUUGAUUAACGAAAAAAUAAGCUCUCGUGGAUAAGAAGAAAAUUUAAAAAAAAAAAAUAAAACGUUGUAUAAAAUUGAAAUAAAAAGUUGUGAUUUAGUUAUUGCUUGUGUUGCAAAAUCUAACACAAGAAGUGAAUUUGUGUGUAUUUUUUACCAAAUAACGGUCAGCAACGGCCUUAAUUUAAAUAACUCAAACAAAUAGUUCAAUUUACAAAAAAAAAAAAAUACAAAAGCAUUUAAAAAUAUGCUGCAUCCGCUUUUAAGCCCCAAAAUGCUUUAUGUAUAUGGAUUAAUCUGUUUAAGUUUGAUCCCAUUUACAAAUGCUUCAUUUCCAUAUUUUGGUACAAAAAUUGGUUCAUUAAAGCGAUUACAUCAUGGUGUUUCCGGCGAUGUUUACGCAGUUGAUUCGAGAACAAUAUUUGUGAAAAAAUUUAACUAUGAUGGUGAAGCACCAGCUGCCUAUUUCUAUGUGGGCAAUACCAACAAACCUAGCAAUGAAGGAGCUUAUCGUUUAAGGGACGAAAGAGGUGGAGCUGCUGCUUUGACACGACGCUAUAGAAACAAAGAUAUUACCUUAUCCUUACCCGAAGGCAUUAGUCUUAAAGACAUCAAAUGGUUUUCGGUAUGGUGUGAUGAAUUUGCUGUUAACUUUGGUGAUGUCACCAUACCUAGUAAUUUGGAUUUUCCAAGGCCGCAAAAAAUUAACAAUCUAAAUGGUGUACAUGAUGUUAAAUCCGAUAAUAUUGUUAUAGUCGAUGCCCAAACUUUAUUAGUGCCAAAUUUUAGCUAUGAUGGUGAAGCUCCCGAUGCUAAAUUUUGGGUUGGACAAGGUGAUCGUCCCUCACCCAAUGGCUUGCGUAUACCCGAUGAGAAUGGCAAAGAAGAUCCCUUAAGACGUUAUGAUCGCAAGACCAUAGUACUUACCCUACCCGAUGAUUUGACCAUUUUCGAUAUUGGUCAUUUUGGUGUUUGGUGUGAAGCAUUCACUGUCGACUUUGGUCAUGUUCGUAUACCGAAAAAUUUGAAUGUACCACCAUCUCUUAAAAUGUUGGGUAUUAGUCCUCAGUCAAAACUUAAUUGUGAAGUCUUAUAUGAUGAUAAGGCUUUCGAAGUACGCUGGGCAAUGGCUGGUGAUAGUAUCGUUGUACAAAUGGUGGCUAAAUUAGAUGAUAAUGAAUAUAUGGCAUUUGGUAUUUCACCGGACAAGGAUCGCAGUGUUAUGAUUGGCUCUGAUGUGGCUGUCAGUUGGGUGGAUAGGGCAACUGGUAAAGGUUAUGCCAUCGAUUACUAUUUGGAAGGUAAAUCUCAAUGUUCCGGCAAACGCGGCAGUUGUCCCGAUGUAAAUAUCGACGAUAAUACAAAUUCGAUACGUUUACUUAAUGCUGCCAUGGUAAAUGGCUAUUCCAUUGUCACCUAUCAAAGAUCAUUGAAUGCAACAGAUAGAUUAGAUUUACCCAUUGCCAGAAAUGGUUUUGAAGCCAUUGUCUGGGGUAUUGGUCCAUUGAAUGAACGCAAAGAAACUUCAUUCCAUUCGCAUUUUAAUAAACGUACACAUUAUAUUGAUUUUGGAAGACAACCAACAUGGAAUUGUCCAACACCUGAGGGACAAAAGCCUGAUCAAGAUGAAGACGAUGACGAUGAUGAGGAUCAGGUACAAAAAAAUCAACAAUCAGGCAAAGGUUAUCCCCCGGCCUCGAAACCUUCGAGAGGAGAUGGUGUACCCGAAGAGGAAUUCUAUGACAAUAAUAGGGCCCAAGCUUUGCAGGGAGCAAAUAGACGCCAAGAGACUACUAACACAAGGUUGGCACAAAGACGUCCAGUACCUACUCCCAAACCAGUAGUAAAUGAAAAUGGCGCCUGGGAUAUUCCCGCUAUUCAGUGUUAUGAACCAGAAGACGGCGUGUUCUAUGCUCAAAUGGGUCCAACAGGAGGCAAACAUGGUUAUUCAGCUAUUACAGGUCAUGUUGGUUGGGGUAUAUCAUGGUUCAUUAAUGGUCUAUUGAUUCCUGAGAUCCACGUUGUUCGUGGCAAGACUUAUACUUUCGUUGUAGAAGGUGGCAAUAAUCCAGAUGUACCCGCCAAAUAUCAUCCAUUCUAUAUAACAGAUGAUCCUAUUGGUGGUUAUGAACAUAAACGUGAGGAAGAAAAGAAGAAUAUACGCAUAUUUGCUGGUGUGCACAGAUCUCGUUCAGGACAAAUUACUCCCACCGGUGUGGGUCGUUUGUGUAAUUGGACUCCCGAUAUUGAUGGACCACCAGCUGAUGAUUACCAAUCAUUUGGUGCCUAUCAACGUACCUUAACAUUGAAAUGUGAUCCCGGUGAGCCUGGUGUUAUUACCUGGAAGCCAGAUCAAAAUACACCCGAUACUGUAUACUAUCACUGCUUUACGCAUCGUUAUCUCGGUUGGAAGAUUCAUGUGCAUGAUACGUGUGAUGACGCCCGUUUUGCAGCCUCGGAAAAACAUGCAGUACGUGUGCCAGCACCCGUAGCUGUUCAGGAAGAAGAUGAUGUAGCAGCGGAAGCAUCUUUACGUCAUGAAACAAAGGUCAGCCCCAACGAUAAUUUUUUGUUAAAGCACCAAACAGAUUUAAUUAAGAAUCACAAUAUGAACGGAACUCCGCCGAAAUUAACUUUUGAAAUAACAAAAUCAACGGAAAUUACUAAAUUGAUUUCAGAUGGGAUCCGAGCUGCUGAGGCUCUCGAGGAUAGCAUAUUGAGGCAAAAGCAACAACAACAACACCAACAGGCAAGUGGGUUAGUAAAUCAAGGUUUGGCCAACAACUAUAUAGUCAACAGCAACAGUAACCUUAACACAAACAGUGCUAAUGUUAGUCCUUCCUUGGGUACUAGUGCCUCAUCCCCCUCCUCCUCUAUACAUGAUGCCUCAAAGACGUCUCAAGCUGGUUCGUCACAUCCGUUGGUGCCACCACAGCAACCUCAAAUAUCAACAAAUCCGCCAGAAACUCUACAUGGCGAAACUAAUUUACAAGAAUUUUUAGAUUCAUUACAAUCCACAUCUUCACUCUCGCAAUCACUCUCAUUACCACAUUCUAACAAUAGACAAUCACCCGUCUUAUUAGCCACUCACUUACAAUCACAUUUAAACACACCAUAUAACAACAACAACCAUUAUCAUUUGGCACAGCCACACCAUCAUACUGCCAACAAUCUAACCAAUAAUUUACCUUUAAAGAAUUCACAGAAACCUAUAGGGCUGUCCGAAUAUUUAAGGCCACCAUUUAACGCACCACUUUUCCAUCCAGUUAAGUUGCCAGGUCGUCGUCCAUAUCCAGGACCCAUCAAAAAGGUACCCGCCUCUAAACCUAUAUUGCCACAACAACUACCAAGACAUCCUCCAGGACUGGGUGGUCCUGUACCCCAACCUUCAGUUAUUGUUAAUCACUAUCGCAAACCUGUACCCACUUUAUUGAGACCUUUCAUCAAAGAUAAACCAUUUCCAUUGCAACCAUUGGCGGCUUCUGUUCUUCUAUUGGGUCAACCAACCGAAUUGACUAAUACGCGUAAAACAGACAACCUGGUGCAUAUGCUUAAGAAACCUAUAAUACCAGUACCUUAUUCCGAUCUAAUGCCACAGGGAAGUCUUACAAAACCCAUUUUUAAUAACAAUAAUAAAAAUUCACUAGAUAAAUUAAAAAAUAAGCCGAUUUCACCGAUAAAAAUAGCGGUGGACAACAUAAAAACUCAUGAAACGUCUACAACAACCGUUAAAACAACAAAUGGCUUAAGUCAUGUGGGUGUUUUCAAAGAACCAUUCGUAAUGCAGGAAAUUAAAGAAGAACCCACCGCCGCUGAGCUUGCUACAAUGAAGCCAGCCGUAAAUGAAGGUUUUAAACCCGAUACAGUGGUUGUUGAAAGCGGCUUUAAACCUAUUCUAAGGCAGGAUGGUCCCAUGCCACCUCCCGAAGUGGUAGAACAAAUUGCAAGUCGUCGCGAAGAUCCAGGCUUAGAAAUUGAUGAAGCAAUGGAAACAGAUACUCUAUUCUUAACGUCUCAGCAGCAAACUCAAACUCAAAACUUUGAGCCCAUGUUUAUACCAUCCCCUCCGGACAGCACCAAUGCAACCAUAAUAAUACGCAAAACAUCUGACGCUCUAAAUAUGUACAACACCCCAGUUGCUCAAAGUAUGGCAUUGCCUCAGUCUAACAAGGACUUUGUAUAUAAUAAACCAAUUAGCUCAAUGUUAAAGUCAACUUUGAAUCUACCAGAAGCUGCCAAGUUAAGAAAUGCCUCAUUAGAAGAUAUACUUAAUGAAUCAACUGAACAGGAUGACAAUAAAAAUGGAGAUUACAAAGAGGAGAAUAUACAAAAUAAUAUAGAAGAAUCUACAACACAAAAACCCUUGAACACAAAACAAAAUAAUGUUGUAAUUAAGGAAAUUGAGGAUAUGUAUCCAUCUGAUGAAUAUAUAGACAUGGAAGGCUUUCAAUCUCAAACAAAACUUAAACUCAUAGCUACCACCACUACAAAAGAGGAACCGAAAAUCAAAUCAACCACUCCGGCCGAAGUUGUCUUGAAAUUGAGCAAAAUUAACAAAAGUGAUAAAUCCAAUUUAGAUGAUAUUGAAUUCGAUAGCGAUGAUUCCAGGGAUGUGGGAGAACACAAUGACGAUAACAACGAAAGAGAAGAUGACGAUGAUGAAUAUUUAUUUGAUUUAGAUCAACCCGAAGCCCAAGCCGCUGAACGUAUCGAUACCUAUUAUUUACCACCCGAUAAUCGUAAAAUACCACAUUCUAAUAUACCAAGUGGUUCUGUAAUAACUUUUGAUGGCAAAUCGGUAAUAGAUAGUUCGUUAGUUUUGCCACCUAAAUUGGAUACUGAAAGAGAUGAUACUUCGUCACCACGACUUUUUAAUGGCAACGGUAGACAAGGCCUUUCUAAAUUACAACAAUUAAUAAGAAGUACUCCCCAAGUUGUACCAUUUCGUGGUGAAAUACCACCUUUAACACCCGAUUUAAGUCCAGAUACUACCCAACGUUCAUUACAAUCUAAUAACAAAUUUAAUACGUAUUCGUCAUCAUCAUCAUUGCGAUCAUCACAAUCAACAAAAUUACAAAUAAUAAAAAAUAAUAGCAAUUAAUAAAUUAAAACACCAAGAAUUUCAAUAGAAUCAAUCAUCCAUCCAAUCAUCUAUCAUUCGCUCACAAGAAGCAUUAGUUUCGUUUUUUUUCUACUUAUUUUUUUAGUCUUUGUAGGCAACAAAUACU
Lucilia cuprina (Australian sheep blowfly) is the source of this 5327-nucleotide messenger RNA. RefSeq names its product protein Skeletor, isoforms B/C (gene Skeletor). Lineage: Eukaryota; Metazoa; Arthropoda; Insecta; Diptera; Calliphoridae. The coding region runs from base 347 to 5200 and encodes 1617 amino acids. The record is from RefSeq and is a predicted model, not a curated record. The transcript is spliced from 9 exons.